AUGGGGCCCCCGGGCAAUAGGGGAUCAUGGGGCCCCUGUGUCCUUGCCCAAACUCAAAAAAGCCUAUGAAAAAGUUUGACAGGUAGUGCCCGAGUUAAAAUUGCCAUUGCCAUGAAGCAAAGCAUUGCAGCCAUGGAAUGCACAAGGAGAACAUGCAAACUCCAGGACAGGGGCGGACUGACAACUCAUGGGGCCCCCCGGGCAAUAGGGGAUCAUGGGGCCCCUGUGUCCUUGCCCAAACUCAAAAAAGCCUAUGAAAAAGGUACCAGGGGCAUCUCAUGGGGCCCCCUACUGACCCUGGGCCCUCGGGCAGUGCCCGAGUUUCCAAAUGGUCAGCCCGCCCCUGCU
Staurois parvus is the source of this 348-nucleotide messenger RNA. The record is from the annotation of a GenBank genome assembly. Lineage: Eukaryota; Metazoa; Chordata; Amphibia; Anura; Ranidae.